Pygocentrus nattereri (red-bellied piranha) is the source of this 4885-nucleotide messenger RNA. RefSeq names its product c-ros oncogene 1, receptor tyrosine kinase (gene ros1). Bases 206 to 4525 code for a protein of 1439 amino acids. Gene Ontology annotation, cellular component: signaling receptor complex; membrane. The transcript is spliced from 28 exons. Lineage: Eukaryota; Metazoa; Chordata; Actinopteri; Characiformes; Serrasalmidae. Gene Ontology annotation, molecular function: transmembrane receptor protein tyrosine kinase activity; protein binding; ATP binding. Gene Ontology annotation, biological process: positive regulation of kinase activity; multicellular organism development; cell surface receptor protein tyrosine kinase signaling pathway. The record is from RefSeq and is a predicted model, not a curated record.
UAUUCGUCUGGAAAAAAUAUGUUCCUGUUUCCUCUCCAUUCAUUCAGGUGACAAUGCAGCCAGGUGUGACCACGACCUAAACUGAACCUUACCUGCGUGAGAAAGGGAAACAAAGAUGUCAUCCUGACUGAUAUCCAGCUGUUUCGGGGACAAACUGAAGAGCUUUGGUUCCGUUCCUUGGCGGGUCUGAGGCUUUAAAUGUGUAAUGGACGAGAUCUGGCGGAGAACAAAGGCUGAGCUGGGGUCAGUCUCUCUUCUUACAGCCCUGCUGUUAUUUCUCAUCUGCAUCAGGCCUUCAUCAGCUGAGGAUCACGCUCAAACGCCUGAAAGCAGCGUCAGCAGCUGUGAUCAGAGCCAACCCUUUGGCCCCCCGUCUGCUCCAUACACUUCUCGGAUUGGCUCCCACAGCAUCACUUUGAGCUGGACUCCUCUGAACUGCACUGACGUGCUCUACAUUCCCCAAUGGACUGGACCCAGACAGGGUGGAGUGUGGACGCAAAAAGAGAACGUCAGAGAACCCACGUACACGGUGGAGAACCUGCAGCCAUUUUCACUGUACAAGUUCAGGAUCUGGGCUGUGGUAUCAGAGACAUACACCUGUUCGCCAGAGAGCCCCCUGUACAGAACCGAGCCGUUUGGAGUCCCCUCCAGUCCUGUUAUUGAGAGAGCGGAGAGUACCUCUGGAGAGAGUGUGGAGGUCAGCUGGUCCACUCCAGAGAGUCCAGGAGGAAUCAUUGUGGGUUACAACCUCAAUCUCACAGCUCAGGCACACGUCAUCACUGUAACCACAGGGGGCGACGUCUUCCGCACCUUGUUCUACCCAACACUGCACAACACCACAUACAGAUUCUCCAUAGCUGCUGUGAACCGUGAAGGUCAGGGAGCACCAGCCAUGGCUUAUGUGACAACACCAGCUCGAAUGGAGCAGAGCGGCGGCCGCUGGGUUUUUGCGUCCAGGCUGAAUUCCCUGAGGAGACAUGAGGAGAAUGCGGAUUUUUUCGCCGCAGCCGACUGCCUCUCUGACCCUCUCAUAGAGAGAAACAUUACAGGGGUGGCUGUAUAUCAGGACUCCAAUCAGGUCUAUUUCUCAGAGGGAAAUCGAAUUUGGGAAAAAGGGGCAGGGAAUCUUACCGACCUCUCGGACCUCAGGCUGAUCCACUUGGCCCAAGCUGAGGUCACUGCUCUGUCUGUAGACUGGCUCUACAGGAAACUCUACUACAUCUCCAACAGCAAGAUCUACAUGUGUGAGCUGGACGACUGCUCCUCUGCGGUGGACUUUAACCUCUCCUUAGCCAGCCCUCCUAAAACACUCACUGCAGAUCCAUAUAAUGGGUGGCUCUUCUUGCUUCUUCAGGAUGGAAUUCACCGCGUUUCUCUUCCUGAAGGUUUCAGCCACACAGCUAACCUCACUCAUGUGGUCAAGAUGGACUCUUUGAGUGACUUUGUGGUCAGUUUUCCCAAUAGGAGGCUGGUUUUCUACAACAGAACUGACCACACACUCUCCACUGUGUCUCUGGACGGCUCGAUGCCCAUCACUCUAUUUUCUGAAAUUGACCAUGAUGCCCAGAGUCUGGCCUAUGAGGACGGCCUCCUGGUGCUGACAGACGGAGAGAAGGUGUACAAAGAGACCCAGAAGGGUCAGGUGGCCAUUUUCGUUGAGUUCUCUAUGGACUGUAGUAUCCUUCAGUCCAGUUACAGAGGCUAUGGAAACCUCUGCUUCUCCAGCCCUUCCUCACAGCCCUGUCCACUGCCCAGGAGACCCAAAGCCCUGCAGGUUCUGUUCGGAUCAGAUAAAGCCGCCAUCCGCUGGACAAAACCAGAAAUAGCAAAUGAGACAAGCCCGUCGGCUUGGCAAAACUGGACGUACUCAGUGAGGUGGUCAGCAAAUGGAGUGUUUAAGGACAUCAGCAACAUCACAGCCACACACACCACAGUUCCAGACCUGCAGAGCAACCAGAGUUAUUUCAUCACUGUAUGGGCCAGUUCUCCGGGGGGUCACUCACAGUCUGUGGGGUUUGAGGGGACCACCCUUCAGCCAGUGGACGAUAUUCCGUUCAUAGCUGCAGUCUCGGAGGAACGUCUUUGGAGGCAAGAAAUGGACAGUUUCUUCCUUCAGUCUCUGGCUUCUACUGUGAAAGACGUGAAAGAUAUGGACUGGUACAAUGGCACAGUCUACUGGACGGACAGUUCAGGACACAUUAGCUGGAUGGAGCUGGAUGAUGUCUCUUCUGGUCCUGAAGUAUUUAUAGUGCCUCAGACCAUGAAGGCUGAUGCUGUAGCCUUUGACUGGCUGGGGCAGUAUUUAUACUGGAGCUGCAACACAAACAUGAUAUGCAGAGCACCUAAGUCUGGCCAGGAGGCUGAAGUAUUUCUGAUUACAAGCUGGAAAAUUGAAAGCCUGCUCAUAGAUUCACCAAAUGCUGCCAUCUCCUGGAGCACUGAGACCACCGUGGAGGUGUGUAGGCUCGACGGGGACGGACGAGUACUCCUCAGAGAGCUGAGCGUCUUCUCUGGGAGAAAGAUUGCUGGAGUCACUGCAGAUUUAACUGAGAGCAUCCUGUACUGGCUGGAACAGGACGGCUCAUUCUUACACCUUUACAGAGCAGACAUCAGCAGUGUGGGAUCCCAGGACUCCAGACUGACGGUGUAUCUGAAAUGGAGCUCAUCUGAGGUGUUGAAUCAGCAGCUGGCCUACUACAGCGAACGGCUCGUGUGGCUGGGGGAUGAUGGGAAACUGCGAAUUCAAGAAGUGAAUCAAAACCAGACUGUGCUCAUGUCUCCAGACAACACCGUGGCAGCUUUCACUCUUCUACAGCCAACACUCAAACCCCUUCCAGGUGGAUUUGUGUCUCCUCCUGUCGUGAUCCCGCCUGCGGUUUCAAAAGCGUCUAUCCGCCUGGAAGGGAACGAAUCGGCGUUUACAAUCCUGUGGGAGCCCAGCAGCACCGAGUUUGGCACUGUGUUCUACUGUGUCGUCUCUAAUGACCCAGAGCUGCAUGAUACACUAACAGCAAAGGUUUUGUCUGUGCCGUACUGUCCUCUGUUCAAUACAUUCCCUGAACCCUUCAUGCGAGUGAAAAACUUCAAGCCAAAUUCCAAAAUUUCAAUCACAAUAACUCCGUUUACAUACUGGGGUAAAGGUGGCUCGACAUCGCAGCUGCUCCUUACACCUUCUAUAGCAGACACCCCUUCAGCAGUAAGUGUGGAGAUGAUCGUAUUGAGUGCUAUCAUAAGUGUUCUAACAGUGCUCAUGAUCACCGUUGGAGUCAUCAUUUUUUCUAGACGGCGUCAAAAUAAAGCACCCGAGACAAACAGCCAGACAAGUCUGUACUCUCAGGACAGAGAACUGGACGAUAUCAGGGGUUUGGUGGGGCUGGGAAACGCCUGCUAUGCUGUCAGUCUGCUGCCGAUGCACAAGGAGCUGGAGUCUCUGCCUGUGUUUCCACGCGAGUGUCUGAAGCUGCAGAAGCUGUUGGGCAGCGGAGCUUUUGGGGAGGUUUAUGAGGGAGUUACUGUCAGAGACCCCCACAGUGACACCGUACCUGAGCAGAGAGUGGCUGUCAAGACGCUGCGCAACGGUGCCAGCAGCCAGGAGAAGAUCGAAUUUCUGAAAGAGGCUCAUUUGAUGAGCCAGUUUAGCCACCCAAACAUCCUGCGUCUGCUGGGUGUGUGUGUGCGGAACGAGCCCCAUUACAUCAUCCUGGAGCUGAUGGAGGGGGGGGACCUGCGCUCAUAUCUGAGGGGAGCUCGGCCCACCAACAAUCAUGGAAAACUUCUGAACUUGACCGGCCUUCUGGAUAUCAGUGUAGAUGUGGCCAAUGGGUGUGUUUAUUUGGAGAAGCUCCAUUUCGUUCACAGAGAUCUUGCUGCCAGGAACUGCCUGGUUUCAGUGAGAGGAUACGCAGAUCCUGAUCGAGUGAUUAAGAUUGGAGACUUCGGUUUGGCGCGUGACGUCUAUAAGAGCGAUUACUACAGAAAGAGGGGAGAAGGCCUGCUGCCGGUACGCUGGAUGCCCCCGGAGAGUCUGACAGACGGCAUUUUCAAUAAACAUUCUGAUGUGUGGGCGUUCGGAGUGCUUCUGUGGGAAAUCAUGACAUUAGGGAAGCAGCCGUAUCCUGCUUUCUCCAACCAGGAGGUUCUACACCACGUUAACACAAGAGGACGAUUACCAGCACCUGCCGAGUGUCCCCAGAGUCUGUAUAAGGUGAUGCUGGAGUGUUGGAGUAAGGAGCCCAGAGAGAGACCGAGCUUCCGCAGCCUUCACAUGUCUCUGGUUAAGUUGAGAGAGACGGAAACAUUAAGUGAAGAAGGAAAAACAGGCCAUGUGAACGAGGCCUACACAGAAGAUGAAGAGGAGGAAUGUAGAGGUGUCGAUGCAGAUGAGGGUUUGGGUUCAGGACUGACUCACGUGCUCAGCAACGAGGGCCUGAACUACCUCAUGUAUCGAGCAGAUGGUGAAGAAAACACAGCCACCAGCAGCAGCAGCAGUCCAACCGAUUACUCACCACCUACAGAAGAUGGAUGAGAAAAGAACAAUGCAUAGGAAAAUUGACUGAAGAUGUCCUUAAUAAAUAGUACAGCAACUGAUUUGUUGUUUAAUAGGUGUUUAUACUUGACACUCAUCUGAGACUGUGGUCCCAUUUGCAGUGGGGCUCGGCACACAGCGCAUCACGUCUAACAACUGACAGCACAUCAGUAAACUUACCACACUCAGCAAAAUUCUGAGACCACCUUAUUUCAUUUUCUUGUAAAAAUGGCUUUAUCUUUAUUGAGGAGGCUCACUUUCAGCUCCUCAGAGAACCUGCAGUCACGCCUCCAAAUUUCAGUCUGAGAAGCUGGUUGAUGAUUUCCUGAACUAAUCAAACCCAUUCAGGGGUGCUGAGGU